GGAGUCCCGGUGAGCCCCCCCCCGCCGCUCUGCUCGCCGCCCAGCGGGGACGGGAGCCGGGCUGCAGAGGCUACGGGAGGCCGCGGCCCGAGCGGCCGAUCGCAGCGCCCGCCGGGGAUGUGCCGUGGGCUCGGGAGCCAUGUCCAGGGUGGGCGGCCCCGGGCCGGCCGGCGGCCCCCCAGAGAAACGCUCCUUCAGCAAGCGGUUGUUCCGGGGCCGGGCCGGCGCGGGCUCGGCCCGCUCGCUCAGCGGCUUCAUGAGCCGGGUGCUCAAGACCCUCUCCACCCUGUCGCACUACAGCAGCGAGCCCGAGGCGGCCCGCGGCCCGCAGCCCCCGCGCCUGCCCCCGCCGGCGGCGGCCCGCGGCCUGGGCAGCUGCUUCCACCCGGCCCGGCCGCCGCCGCCGCCGCCCAGCCCCGAGCCGCCGCUGCUGCCGCCGCCGCCGCCCCCCGAGGCCCUGGAGCCGGUGCCCGGGGUGGCCGGGCUGAAGAACCACGGGAACACGUGCUUCAUGAACGCCGUCCUGCAGUGCCUCAGCAACACCGAGCUCUUCGCCGAGUACCUGGCGCUGGAGCACUACCGGGGCCAGGCGGGCGGCGAGCCCCCCGCGCCGCGGACGCCGCCCCCCGCCCGGCGACACCGCCCCGCCGCCGCCGCCGCCCAAGGCGAGGUCACCGAGCAGCUGGCGCAGCUGGUUCGGGCGCUCUGGACGCUGGAGUACACCCCGCAGCACAGCCGCGAGUUCAAGAGCAUUGUCUCGAAGAACUCCAUGCAGUACCGAGGGAACUCACAGCAUGAUGCGCAGGAAUUUCUGCUCUGGCUGUUAGACAGAGUUCAUGAAGACCUGAACAAUUUAGUGAAAUACAAUGGCAGACCUCCACUGAAGCCACCAUUGGAGGAUGCUGCACUGCUCGAGGCACCAGGCUUUCCAAUCAGUAGCACUUUCGUACAGGAACUCUUUCAAGCUCAGUACAGGUCCUCUCUGACGUGCCCUCAUUGUCAGAAGCAGAGUAACACCUUUGACCCUUUCCUCUGCAUCUCUCUACCAAUUCCUCUGCCUCAUACACGCCCUCUGUAUGUCACCGUGGUGUACCAAGGGAGGUGUUCGCACUGUAUGCGCAUCGGUGUGGCAGUACCUCUGUUUGGAACGGUGGCCAAGUUGCGUGAAGCGGUAUCCAUGGAAACCAAGAUACCCACUGAGCAGAUUGUGCUGACUGAGAUGUACUACGAUGGGUUCCAUCGCUCCUUCUGUGAUGCCGAUGACCUGGACACCGUUCAGGACAGCGACUGCAUUUUUGCCUUUGAGACCCCUGAGAUAUUUAGGCCUGAGGGGAUCCUUAGUCAGAGAGGAAUUCAUGUGAACAAUAACCUGAAUAGCUUGAAAUAUGGCACUGAUCACCACAGAACAACAUCUUAUACACAAGGGGCGGUGAAGUCAGGGAAACAGGAAACCUCUACUCGCUCAGCAGCCAGUGACAAGAUUGUAUUGCUGAUCUGCAACAGAGCAUCUACCGGACAGCAGGGGAAAAGGUUUGGCCAGCCCUUUGUGUUGCACCUGGAGAAAACAAUUGUGUGGGAUCUCCUUCAGAAGGAAAUCCUGGAGAAGAUGCAGAAUAUUCUGCGGCCCUCGGCCUGCAUUCAGGUGUGUCCAUUCAGCUUGCGGGUGGUUAGUGUUGUGGGCAUAACGUACCUAUUACCUCAGGAGGAGCGACCCCUCUGCCACCCCACUGUGGAACGGGCACUGAAAUCAUGUGGACAGGGUGGAACUGCUCAUGUGAAAUUAGUGGUAGAAUGGGACAAAGAGACUAAAGAUUAUUUGUUUGUGAACAUGGAGGAUGAGUACGUCCCAGACUCUGAAAGUGUCCGUCAGCAGAGGGAGCUUCAUCACCAACCUCAGUCCUGCACUUUAUCUCAGUGUUUCCAACUUUACACCAAAGAGGAACAGCUUGCUCCAGAUGAUGCAUGGCGCUGCCCCCAUUGCAAGCAGCUGCAGCAGGGGAGUAUUACACUGAGCCUAUGGACUUUACCUGAUGUUCUCAUCAUACAUCUAAAGAGGUUUAGACAGGAAGGAGACCGAAGAAUGAAACUUCAAAACAUGGUCAAGUUCCCUCUGACCGGCUUGGAUAUGACCCCUCACGUCGUCAAACGUAGUCAGAGUAGCUGGAGUCUGCCGUCUCAUUGGUCCCCAUGGAGACGACCCUACGGACUUGGAAGGGAUCCCGAGGACUAUGUCUAUGACCUGUAUGCUGUGUGCAAUCACCACGGCACUAUGCAAGGAGGGCACUAUACAGCAUAUUGUAAGAACUCUGUAGAUGGCUUGUGGUACUGCUUCGAUGAUACUGAUGUGCUGCAGCUGGCAGAAAAUGAAGUCUGCAAGCAGACCGCUUAUAUCCUCUUCUACCAGAGGCGCACGACGAUCCCAUCGUGGUCAGCUAACAGCUCUGUGGCAGGCUCUACAAGCUCUUCUCUGUGUGAACACUGGGUGAGCCGGCUUCCUGGCAGCAGACAGCCCAGCAUCGCCUCAGCAGCUUCUUCACGACGCACGUCUCUGGCCUCGCUUUCGGAAUCAGUUGAGCUGACUGGUGAACGGAGUGAAGAUGAUGGGGGGUUCUCAACUCGACCCUUUGUAAGAAGUGUUCAGCGUCAGAGCUUGUCUUCUAGAUCCUCUGUCACCAGCCCUCUGGCAGUAAAUGAAAAUGGCGUCCGGCCAUCCUGGUCGCUGUCUGCAAAGCUGCAGAUGCGCUCCAACUCUCCUUCACGCUUCCCUGGAGACUCCCCUGUGCGCGCUUCUGCCUCGACACUGGAGAAGAUCGGGGAGGCUGCUGAUGAUAAAGUGUCCACCUCCUGCUUUGGCAGCCUAAGGAAUCUCUCCAGCAGUUACCCAGAAUCAAGCGACAGCAGCAGGAGGCAAGAACAUAGGACUGUGGGCAGAGCCCCUCUGGCUGUCAUGGAAGGGUUAUUCAGAGAGGAAUCUACUGCAAGGAAAUCGAAUUCUGCUUUCAUGGACCCGUAUGGGAAAAGCUCGGUGCAAGCAGACAGGAGCCAUCUGGCUCUGGACCCUUUUGAUAACAACAAUCAAAUUGCUUUUGUGGAUCAGAGUGACUCUGUAGAGAGCUCUCCAGUCAAAGAGGUGAAAGCCCCCAGUGGGACAGGGCUGCUCUCCGAGAAGGCAGAUGGCACCCUGAAGAAAGCUCCCAGCUCCAAAGGCAUUUCUGAGCCAGAUAAAAGUUUGAGGAAAGGAAGGACAGUCUUGUCUAGCCAAGAAUCCCCAAUUUCUCACCCUUCUUCUGCCUCUGCCCCUCCUUUAAAGACCUCUCAGAAGAUUUCCCGUUCCAGAAGCAAGACAGAUUCUUCCAGGACUAGUGGGCGACAUGCAUCUCCUGCUUCCGGCCAGGCUAGAAAGGAAUCUGGUGCCAAAUUCCAGGAAACUGCUUUGUCAUGGGCUCAACAGAAACACAAGUCAGUUUCUUCCCCAUCCUCCACAGCUGCCAAGAAAACUACUUCGGGCUCAGUGACACGGGGGCCCUCUGCUGGGAAGAGCAGGACUUCAGACCGAAGCCUCAGCAGGGAGGGCUCCAAGGUAAGCCUUGGUUCGGAUAAGACCAGUGUCAAUUCUAGCUCAAGAACUAGCUCUCCUCGGAUAAGCCAGCCUAGAAGCGAGAGCAGAGCAAUGGACAGCAAGCAUGUGCGGAGCUCCUCUAUGGCCAGCCUGAGGUCCCCAAGCAUCAGUAUGCGUUCAGGUUUAAAGAGGGACAGUAAGUCGGAAGAUAAAGGGCUGUCUUUCUUCAAAUCAGCCCUGAGGCAGAAGGAGACCCGACGGUCAGCUGAUCUGGGGAAGACGACAAUGCUUUCAAAAAAGACUGCAGGUGGCUCCUCCAAGCCAGGCAGUAAAAAUGUGGCAGAAGACAAGUCAGAGAAGAGCAGCCUCCCACCAUCCUCUCAUGCAAACACCAAGGUUGCUGUGAAAGCGAAGCUUGUCCCAAAAGAUGCCACAUCCAGCAAACAUUCUCUGCUGUCCAGCCGCAAAUCCAAGUCUUCCCAGCUAGACCCCGGAGCGCAGUCUCCUUCCAGUGACAAACAGGCUGCUGACAAGUCAUUGAAAAAGUUACCUUCCAGCAUGCACAUGUCUGCACGGCCUUCUCCGAAACCUCAGUGAGAUGCUGCAAUCCAGGUGUUUUUCUUUCUCCUGCUGAGAGCUAAUUUAUGCUGAGUUCUUGUUGUUUCUUUGUUUAUGUGCCUAAUGUGUGUUUGAGGAGAACUUAACUGCAAAUUGGUAAAGCGCCUUUUGAUUCUGCCAUCAAACCAAAUAGCCACAGCUGGCCAGCAUUGAUACCAAGUGAAGUCCAGCUGGAGUCAUAGAAUAUAAACACAACUGUCCCAUAGCACUUGUACAGUCUCUUUAUAGAAAAAUGCAACAACUUUCUUCAGACACCAGGUUUGAAACCUGUGACUCCAUUAUACUGUAACUAGCGUGCUUUAUAGAACUGUGAACUAAUAUUCCAUUGGUUUUAGUCUAAGCAGGCUCCGUCUGUGUUGAUGUGUGGCCUGGUUCUUGGCUGCAGAAGAUGCUAAGGGAACUGUGAAAAGAGAGACUGCUGCUUCUUUGUGCUCUCCCCAGUCCCCCAUUUUUGAAGCUUUUUAAAGGGCAAUAUCUCAACACUAAUGUUGUUUCUCAGGUAUAUACUCAGCCAGUAUAGGAGGGUUAGCAUUAGUGACCGGACAGAUCCAAAAGGUACUCCCAUGUAUGUGUGUGCAGAACAGGGUUCAUAUUUUCAUUCCAACAGGCUUAAUUUUUUGUUGUUGCAUAUCUGGAGACUCCACUGUCUGCUCUAGCUUCCUUCUUCCUUUGAAGUGUUACCUAAGCAACAGAGAAAAUGACUAGUCAGUUGCCAGCCAUUAGCUGUGAAAUGUCCAUGGUGAAAGAUUAUUACAAUGCCUAGAAAGACAGCUGGAAUUCUGAGUCUUGAAUAAUAGUGAAGCUGGUAGGACCCUUAUCGUUAAACCCCUGAGAAGCAUUUUCUCACACACAUGCUCAGAUGCUUCAUUGUAGUGGCAUCUCUAUCUGCUGGAGAAGUGAAUAGAUAACCACAUGUUCUCUGCUGCCUUUUUGCAUUUUCCGAGUGUGUUACAACGCAUCUCUGUGUGGCCAGGCCACAAUGCUGCGGGGUUGUAUUUGGACUAAUAGUGUAGUCCCACAUUCUUCUCUUCAUUCUACGUUUCUAAUGCUUGCUGAUGAGUCCAGCUGCAACAAUGUCUUACAAGUCUGGUUUCUUGUCCUUUGGGAAAUUCUGUCAGGGUUAAAACACUACAUCGGCAACAUCUUUGCACACACUUUCUCUUUGAAAGGUGGCUUCUCUUCCCUCAAGUCCUUUGACACACAUGUGGCAUUGUCUUUUUUUAUUUCAUGAGAUGAUGAUGAUGAAUUGCAUUCUCAUUUUAAGAAAACAACAAACUGUCCUUCAUGUAUGGAAUUGUGUUUUGUGAUAAGUGGUGUAUAAUAGCCAGGUUGUACUGUGUGCACAAAUCAUCUCCAGUUUACAUUAUUAUGUACAUUAAUUCUUUGCCUGUCACAUGAACACUUCUGGCUCUGUGAGCUUAGUGUGUGGACAGACGUAUUUAUUAACCUUUCCUGCUCAGUAUUACAGUAACAAAUGACCCUGGAACAAAUAGUUAUUGUUAAAUAUCCAGUUCAAUCUCUUCUCUUGAACCUCUUGGGCAAGUUGCUCACAGGUCACUGAUUGUGGCUGCUCUUUGAUCACUUACACUUAGUUCAUCUGCAACAAGCUGUUGAGAAAUUUACUUUCAGGGUAGCUUCAUCUUGGUAAUACACAAGACUUGCGUAUACGGCCUCAUACGUGAUUGUGCAUACCACAAAGCUCUGUGUAACCUGUGAAUACGAACCCAUGUGCAGUGUAACCCACACCAUCCAGUCCAGACCAUGUGCUCUGCAGGACAAGCAUUCUUGAUACCCAGAAGCAGCGCUCUAGCCUGUAACACUUCUCUGUACUCUACCUGACUUUCCAUGUCAUGGAUUAUGUUUUAAAAGCCAAACAUGGCCAUAGAGUCCAUUCAUUCCUGUUCCUAUAGCACACUUAAUGGAGCAAAAAGGGGGAGAGAAGCAUGGAAAAUUUAUUUUAAUUUGUGAAGCUGGAUUGUUUUGUUUCUUGUACCCUGUUUCCUAAACAGGCAGGAGUUACUGGGCAUAUUCCUCUAGUCGUAAAUUUCUACCUAAAAUUUCUGAUAUUGAAGCAUUAGUUUAAGGCUUUGUCGUCUUGAGAGCGCAAACCAUGUUAGCUCCUUUGUUGCGACAGCUCUUCUAGCAGAAACACCUUUCCAGUAGGCAGUGCUAACAUGGUCCGACAUCUCACUAUAGGCUGGGCCUAGUUUGAUGCACUUUCUAGUGAGGUGGCAUUGUGCAAAGUGACCUUAUGGAAUAGCUUUUCCCCUCUUGUGCACUCAUUCAUUGUGCAAGUCCUGUAUUACGUACAGCUGACAGUGGAUUUAGGGGUUCCAAGUGGUAGCUUUACUGCUUGUGUUCACUGCCUUAUUGAAGCAAAUUUGCAGCAGCGUCUUGAGACUGACUGUGCUGUAGACCAGUGCUAACCCAGUGCGCCAGCACCAUGUGGUGAGUCUGCUCUACAGACAGAAGCUGCAGCGCCAAAAUGGGAACAAGAAGUUUAUUGUUGCCAAAUAUUCUAAUAGUUAAGAUCAAAAACAGCCAAACUGCCCUGUUCUGGUAGGUAACUCCCAUCUUUCUCUGGGGUCUGCGAAUAAUCCCUCUUGGGAAUUCCUACUAGCUCCAAAAUCCUCUCCUCUUCUGCAAACUGUCCAAUGCGAGUUGGUAUCUGCGACUUUGAAAACAGGACCUAUGAUACACAGGACACUUACGUCUGGUCAAUCCCGCCCAUCUGAAGUUUUUAGAAUAUUGCCCUCUUCCCAUUAAUUUUCAUCUCUAGGGAAGAGUAUAAUAACGAAAUCUCUCAGAGUGAGUGACAUGCUGUUCUCCUGUGGCAGACUGCCUGCACUUCAUAUCUAUUUUUGCUGCAGUAUAUUUUUGACUAGGCAGGCUGAGCCAUACAGCAAAUCACUUCGGUUUAUAUAGGGCGGUGGUUUUCUGUUGCUGGUCUCAUAAAGUGCACAACUUUGGGCAAAGUGAGUAAAAUAUGAUGGCCAUGACUCUUACCAGUAACUAGAACUGGAGCUGUAUCUUUAUGGGCAGAUGAAACCCGAACACAAAACUGUCUGGAAAGUGUGAUGGUCGUUCGCUGCUUUUCUCUGCAUCCUCUGCCCUUGGGUUCUGUUGAUAUCAAAUAGAAUGUGAAAUUCUGGGGAUAUGUGAUGCUUGACCAGAAAAGAACCACCUUGAAUAUGAAUCUAAGCCAAGCAUCUGUCCUGCUAGCCCUAAUUGAACCAGUUAUGGGGAGUAGAUUUUUCUAGGGCCAUCUGCAUGAUUUUGGAGGCUUCCCACUGAGGAGAUGAUUUGGGGAGGAGGGACAUCUCAAUCUCUUUCCCUCACUUCCCCAUCAAUCCACUUUUUCUCCUUCCUGCAAGAUGAGAGGAAGGGGAAGCAGUUGGUGUGUGCUGUUGUCCAACACAACAGAGCAAUCCUAAAUUAGGGGUAACCCCAGUACGGGGUCCCUUUGGCUGUGAGUUUUGCAAGUCCUAAAAGCCAGGUCUGGCAGGGGUUUAUGUCUUAGUCCUUUAAAGGUCUUGGACUGCCCUGAAGCAGUUACCUGUACCUGGUUUACAGUAACUUAAUUUAGCUUUGGCUCCCAGAGCAGCUCAUACCUAAUGUGGAGGAGAUGCAACCUGGGGAGAUGGCAGGACCCAGGAUGCCAUUCUGAUCUCAUGGGUUUGUAUGCUGGGUCCUGGAGUCUUCAUGCCUGCAGCUCUGAAUUAAAGACAAGUGGCUGUAAUCCUGCUCCAUUUUAUUAGUCAGGUGCAGCCUUUGGGCCUUUGUUGAAUUGCCAGUGUAGCCUUUAGUGGGGUCGAGUCUGGUCUCCAGCUUGUUUAGCUCACAGGUGAGAAUCCUGUAAGAUCAGAGACUGGUAAACUGGAAGAGAAAGUUACUAGAUGUGAGAGUUCUUUGCGUAGGGAAUUCCAGUGUUAGCUCUGUCUUUGAACUUCCAGCAGAGCCACACAAUCUUCAGAGGAGACGGGAGAGAGUUAGUCAUCUUGAAGGGCUUAAUAGAUGGUUAUAACCAUCUCUGGGUGGGCCUGGUGUGAAUGAAUUUAUUUCUUAAAUUGUGGAGAUUCAAAUGUCUCUAGUUACUCGCUUGUAAUCCGGAUGUCUUGCCUUCUGAUUGCGGAAGAGCUGAGCCUUCAUUCCGUAGCUAGAUUCUUCCUAGAGCCAUCUGAAGAAAUUAUUUUCACCCUUCUGGGCAAGGUUUUAUGGGUAGUAUUUAGUAGUAUGUUAACUAUAAGUACAUUUUAAAUGAAGUGUAUUUAUAGAGGCACCUUGUACUUUGUGUUACUUGCAUUUGAUAGACAAACUGGUGCCUACAAUUCUUUGUAAGUGUGAUAGGUGGCUCACUUUGGAUGGAUGUACAAACUUUUAACUCUAAAACUCUACGCGAUCUGUAUGGCUAAGUCAAAAACCACGUGCUUUAGAUAGAAAACUACCAGUUUAAUUACAGUCCAUUUGGCCCACUGCAAGUUCCCCAGUCUCUACACGCAGAGCUGUCUCCUUGUCACAACAGAAAUUUGAGCAUGACCAACUAUUCUUCCUAAGAAAUGAAGACCAUUUUUGCAUGGCAAUUCUUGCUGUUUCCUGACUGCAUGCACUUAUUAACUAUGCAAGCAUUAAAGAUAAACUAGAGAUUGCACUGUCAGUAUCACAAGCUACUAGGUAGACUUUGGGGCUCUGGUUUUGAGUCCCAGUGCAGCUGCAUGUCAGCACAGAAAGUAUCAAGCACCAGAGAGGAGCAUGUAUCUAGUUUCUUGCUUUAUUUGCACAUCUUUGAUUCUCUUUCCUUUGCAGAAUUUUGGAUUACUGACAAGACUGCAGUGUAGAGUAAAGUCAGAAAGGAAUCUGAAGUGUUGAAAUGAGAACAAACUGUUUUUUUAUAGAUUUUGAACCGGAAUAGCCUGACUCUGUUAUGUUCUGUAUGUAGCCUGCCACUUUCUAUAUGGUUUUAAUGACCCAUUCUGUACAUCAUGCUGUGAGACAAGGUCACCCGUAGCAGUGUUGACAGUCUAAAAGAGCUUUUUUAGAAUUUCAGUCUCUCAGGGAGUGGUUACCAGCCAUUGGCAUGUUGCCUACGUUGCCACAGCAGGCUUUGGUGACUGGGAUCUUAGGUUCCUCCCUGAAUGAUAAGCUUUUGUCCUAGGCCCUGCUGUUCACUGGCUGUCUACAAUCCAUUGUGUACCCCAGGCUAUGACCACCAAGCCUCAGUCCUGUGUGAGUGCAGACUCCAUGGUUGGUAGAGCAUGCACGGCCUAAUGGGAGCAUCAUGGGGUUGGCUGAGGUCUUAGCAUGGUACAGGUGCCCUAGGAGGUUGAGAACAGCUGGUCUAAGAGACUGUGCCCUCUUAAUUCAAAGGUGGGUUUCAAGACUUCUUGAGGGAUUAGGCAUUUUUAGUACGGAAAACUGAAGAGCCACAAUGAAAUGUGUUUAUAAUUUUUCUGGAAAACUGAGUGUGACCCCGAUAGGAGAUAUUCCCUCUUAUACAGACAUCUUUUCCAUCGCCAACAAUCCAGUCAGUCACUGGUCACAUCUAGGACAUCCUUACCACCUCCAUUUCUUUGUGGCAUCUGUUCCAGGACCCUUUUUUCUCAGCUCAACAGCAGUUAUAAAGAACGUUUGUUUUGAAAUGACAUUCCAAAUCAUUUUACUGUAAUCCUCUUUAUCUUUGCUGUCAUUUGCCUACGACUCUGAAAUAAUUUGGCAGUAUCUCAUGUUAUCUGUGGAGGCAACUAAAAUUUAGUUUUAAUCUGUGGUGAGAUGAAAGUACUACAUGGUUUUCUUAAUAAAAGCACCAUAAAGCGUUUGUUACCACUGGGAGCUUUAUUUUGCAGAACAAAGGUAAAAUGAAGAUUCCUACAGUAUCUUUCUGGUUUUUCAAAGCUUAGCGGGGUUUUUUAAAAAGCCACUAACAUCCAGUAUACCUGCAAAUAGUAUUUAAAUGGCACAGAUUAAAACUAGGUGCAAACAUACAUUCUAUUCCACUCUUAAGGUCCUGCAGCACAAACCCUUUUCAAGAAAGCUUGUGUUAGGAUGCAGCAUUUGUGGAAUGCAAUAUGGAAAUGUUUCUAGGUGCUAUACAGCCUUGGGUAGUAUUAAACACCAGGGGAUAUAGGCUACACAUGGCUAGAACACUUGGCCUUCAGAGUAUACAGGUUUGCUCACCAGCUGUGCCUCACCAUUGGUUAAAAUUGAAUUUUAAGUCCCAUUACAAAUGCAGUUUCUCUUCUGGUCACCAAAUUUCAGAUUUUACACUGGAAUAUCUACAGUUCUAAAAGCUGCAUGUCAUAUCACUGUACGCUGACACUGGGCAGUGGGGAUCACCCUACCUUUGAUACUCUUCUGUAUUUUAAUGUUUUUGAACUGUACAGUAAUCUGGAAAGCAGGCUGUCUUUACUUGGGGUUGAACAUUGUACCAUAAAAACUUUUAAAUUAUUUGAGGACAAGUGCAUGAGACUGUGAUGCCUUUUAUUAUUUAUUUGUAUGUUUUAUUAUUCGAGGUGUAUGCACUUUUAAUAUGCAGAAUUUAUAUUUUUAUGUUAAAAGAUCAUUUUCUUUCAGAAAGAAGAGUUUUGAAUACAAGGAAUUGGAAUUAAGUGGAAAAAGUGGGAAAAUGUAAUAAAAUACAAUAAAUUUAUUACCAUGCA
Caretta caretta (loggerhead turtle) is the source of this 10830-nucleotide messenger RNA. RefSeq names its product ubiquitin specific peptidase 31 (gene USP31). Lineage: Eukaryota; Metazoa; Chordata; Testudines; Cheloniidae. Gene Ontology annotation, molecular function: cysteine-type deubiquitinase activity. Gene Ontology annotation, biological process: protein deubiquitination. The record is from RefSeq and is a predicted model, not a curated record.